Messenger RNA from Haliotis rufescens (red abalone), 3988 nucleotides. Its product is annotated as cyclin-F-like. The transcript has 14 exons. Gene Ontology annotation, molecular function: cyclin-dependent protein serine/threonine kinase regulator activity; protein binding. NCBI's taxonomy places the organism in Eukaryota, Metazoa, Mollusca, Gastropoda, Lepetellida, Haliotidae. The coding region runs from base 150 to 2480 and encodes 776 amino acids. Gene Ontology annotation, cellular component: cyclin-dependent protein kinase holoenzyme complex; centrosome; cytoplasm. The record is from RefSeq and is a predicted model, not a curated record. Gene Ontology annotation, biological process: regulation of cyclin-dependent protein serine/threonine kinase activity; mitotic cell cycle phase transition.
CGUUUAGAAACGUCACAACUCUCAACCAAUCAGGGCCGCGGACCGUUGGUUCGUAGCGAUUUAGUGGCGAUAGACUAGACCUGACGAUCAGAGUCAACUAUCUUGUCUGUUUGCAUGAAUCUGGAUUCAUCUUUGGCAAAUUUUACGAUAUGAAAGUGAUACAGAGUAUAAGUAGGCUGCAGCGAUCACCUGAAAAUGUCUUCAUCCCUGUGCACACACACCUGCGUCCCCGUACGCGCAGCAGUGUCACUAUAUGGCAUCUUCCGGAGGAAAUACUCCUACAUUUUCUCAAAGGUCUUCAGAUAAAAGAUUUGUUGAACAUGAGGGUGGUUCAUCCCUACUUCCUGCAACUGAUUGACACACACACCUCUGUCUGGACAGCAGUUACAUUCCACAACUGCUGGCCCUCCCCGGCCAAUCUACAACAUUUCCAAAGAGCUCAAGAAAAUGGUAACCUGGAAGCCUUAAUCAAACUUGCUGUUGCAUACCUCUACAGUGAGGGCUUGCCAAGUCCUGCUACCCCUGAAUUGUGUCCAUCCAAUGGUAAUCGUGCAGCAGAGCUGUUCUGCAAGACUGAGGCUCUCACUCCCAACACAGUCCCUUUCACAUGGCUCUUUAUUCGCCCUCCAUGGUCCAUGAGCGGUGCCUGCUGUAAGGAGGGCGUCUUUCAGUUCAUGAAACAAUACCUAGAGAAGGAAGUGAAUCGAGAUAUCAGUGUUUGUGUGGGGAAGAUGCUGCAGCUCCUGGAUGGGGAAGGUACCGAGACGGCCGCCAUCCACUACCUGCAGUUAGCUGCCAAACAUGGCUCAGCUGAUGCUGCACUUGCAUUGUGGGAGUUGCAGUAUUCGGAGAGGGUAUUAGAUAAAGCCUCUGAACUAGCAAGUAUGCGCCAGUUGCGAGAUGUGGCCAGUAUGGGGUGUCUGAACGCCCGACUCUAUUUGUGCAAGUAUUAUGCAUCAGGGAAAUAUGGUGGCAUAUCUCGCUCUCAAGUGGCAGCAUUCCUGAGAGAAGUCUUUCAAACUACCUCACCCACGGGCACUCACAAGACAUUCCAGAACCAUAGAGACCUCACCCCGUCCAUGAGAUACAUCCUUGUUGACUGGCUGGUAGAAGUAGCGGGCAUGAAGGACUUCUCCACCCUCACCCUCCACGCUGCCGUCAACCUGGUGGAUCGAUUCCUGCAGGUGCACACUGUCCCCCGCUCUCAGCUACAGCUCCUGGGAGUUGCAGCUAUGGUCAUUUGCUCAAGAUUCCUUGGUAAGGAUAUCAUUACAAUCCGUGAGGCAGCCUGGCUCACUGACAGCACCUACAGCUAUGAGGAUGUUGUGAGGAUGAUGGGAGAGAUCACGGCGACGGUGCGGGGAAACAUUCGCGUGGCCACCAGCCUGGACUACGUGAACAUCUUGACAGUGUUGGCACCAGGCAUGGACCGGCGCUGCAUGAAGCUGGCGGAGUACAUCUGUGAACUGAGCUUGCUGCAGGCCGAGAUGGGACAGUACAGCACAGCUGAGAUUGCCUCUAGCUGUGUUCUCCUAGCCCGUAUUCUAGUCAAAAUGGAAACUCCCUGGCCCUCCAUGAUGGAAGAGUUCACAGGAUUUUCAGUUGAUGACAUCAGCAGGUGUGCCUUCCAUGUCCAUGAGAAAUGCUUCAUGGAGGGGUCAGUUGUCGACCAUCGUGACAUCACUCUACAAGCGGUCAAACAGCGAUACUCAGACGAGAAAUACCACUGUGUCAGCGACAUUGAUAUAAUGAGCUAUGAAGAGCUCUGCUCCAUCAUGGGGGUGACAGAACACAUCCUACAUGGAACUGAUGUGAAGCUCCGCUUCAAAAAUGCAGAUGAACUCAUAGUCUCACCAUCACGGGGCAAGAGUCGCAGUCACAGAACUAUCAAGCGCAGUAUGGAACGUGAGAAGGCCUCAACUCCAACUGUUGAAAAGUGGGAGUUUCCAGAGAGUGCAGUGAUGUCAGGCUAUGAUGGUGAUCAUGAAGAUGAUGAUGAAGAAUCAUUCAUGGAACUUAAUGACUCCAUCAACAGUAUGGUGACCUGUGACAGCUCUGACCUGACCAUUGACUCUGACAGUGACACUUACACUGCAUGUCUUUCAAGCUUCUGCAAUGGAGAGUCUAGUUUUGGAGGAAUCAAAGUGAAGCUGCUGGGUGCCUCCUCCUCCUCCUCCGCCUCUCCUGGCAUCACCUUCCCCACCAGCUGCUGCUGUGCUCAGUCCUCCUCCUCUGGGGUAUCCUCCUCCCCAAGCAGCCAGUCUAGUCCCUCGCCACAAACAAAACGCUCAAAGUGCAAUUUCCGCAGUUUCUCUUCUUACUCCAUGUCUCAUAGUGACUAUGACACAAAAAGUCCAUUUGAGGAUUCUUUCACCACAAGAAAGAGUCCCCGCACAGCAACACAGAUGACCUCACCAAAUGCUUUGAAAAAAAAGAGUCGUAAGAGAUCAAGUAACACUGUGGGAAACAGCAUGUCCUAGAUGGCCUGCCAAGCUGCACGCAUGUUACGUCAACCUGCAGAUCCAACACUAGAAACAAUAUCCAUGCCAUAUGUUGAACUAAACAGCCCAAUGCAUUGUGGAAAGAAUACAGCAUUACAGAUAAAUCACUGACAAAGUGUUUUCAUUUUCAAGUAAGCUUGCUCACAAAUCAAUCAUGACCAGGUUUUCCGAGUCAGUAUCCUAUAUGUGAUAAAAUCCCAUGUGGUAUAUGUCAAGGUCAUAAUCAUUGAUUGAACAUAUCCCAUGUUCAUAACUCAGGUGCUAACUCAAUGAAAUUGACAGGCUGCCACUUUCAUUGAUCAUAUGAUCUCCUGGCCUGUGAUAUGUUAUACUCUUGAGUGAAUGGAUGACAUUUACAUCUUCCUGAGGUAUGCCUCAAGUUGACAGAUGGACGGAAUGUAAUUACCAUCCCAACUUGUGUUAUUCCUCCAUCGUGAGUGACUGGUUGUUACAAGUGCUAUGUCUGUAAAUUAUAAAGAGCAUAUUGUUUAUUUGUACAUUAAGUUGUAUUAUUUAUGAAUCAUCCAUCAGUAUUUAAAAAAAUACUGUUUUGUUUAUUUCUGUAAAUAGUUGUUGUGUUGGAAUUUCUGAGAGAAGUCCAUAUAAGCUUGGUUAUCCUGAGCAGCACAGGUUACACAACCUCUGUUGUCAAGUUGCACAUGUUGAUUACCUUGUAAAAUCAUUGAGAAAAUUAUCAAAGGUUUCGCAAACUCUGCAUACCAUGAUUUCUUGAACAAAUUAGAUUUUUCACAUAGAUGCCAUAAUCAAAAUAUCUUUUGGAAGAAGUAUUUGUGCCCAAUGUUUUAUGUUCAGCACAGAGUGGAGUUGAUGAGUUCCUGUACCGCAACAUCCAGUACUGACAACACUAUUUGACCAGGGCAUUAUUGUAGCGCCUUGCCAUAUUUUAAAUGGCCUAUUUUUUUAAUAGAUUUACAAUAUUUGACAUUUUGUAAGUAAACUUUUACAUAAAAAUUAUGUAUGACUUAUAUGGUAUGAAAUUGAUUGACGAAAGACAGGAUCAAAAUGUUUAUGAUGUGUUUGAAAAACUUGCCAUAAUGAUGAAGAAAACAAUGAUUUGAGCAUAAUGUACUCUACAAACCUCACUGAACUGGCAUAGGUUAUAGAAUGUUACAGUAAGGAACUGGCAUAAGAGGAACUUAUUUACAUAACUAUACCAAAACAAGAAAUUUAUUUAUUGAGACCUGACAGUUGAGGGUAGACAGUUGGUGUGGAGUCAGUGUCAGUGACUGGGCUCACUCCACUCAACCAGCUUACAAGUUAUAGUGUCAGCUGCAUCGUCACUCAGGCCAUGUUGCCAAGACUAGUUGGAAGUUGUGUUGCCAAGACCUACUAUGUUGGAGGUUGUGUGUAUGACGUUUGAGGAAGUUUGAAUGCAAUUGAGAGCUGAUAUGCAGGUCCGUGAAUGUCACCAAUGAUAUUGAGACAUAUUUAUUAUUACUUUGUAAUAAACAUAAAUACAAAAAUUA